Messenger RNA from Cynara cardunculus var. scolymus (artichoke), 562 nucleotides. RefSeq names its product RING-H2 finger protein ATL70-like. NCBI's taxonomy places the organism in Eukaryota, Viridiplantae, Streptophyta, Magnoliopsida, Asterales, Asteraceae. Bases 1 to 486 code for a protein of 161 amino acids. The record is from RefSeq and is a predicted model, not a curated record. The transcript has a single exon.
AUGACAGUCGGAGAUUCCGAUUCCUACACCACCCAAGACACCGGAAAACCCGCCGCAGACAUCACCUACGUCCUCGGACUCUCCUUUGCCAUCCUCGUCCUUCUAAUCACCCUGUCCUACGCUUCUUACUUGUGCAGCCGCCACAGACGCUCUCAAUCACCACCGCCUGACGAUGACGGCCACCAGCUUAUGGCAGUCUCUCGAGGUGUUGACGACGCCGUCCUCAUGACCUUUCCGGCGUUUGUCUACUCGGAGGUUAUGACGCCUCAAAAGGGUGCCGAUGGCAAUGGCUCCGGUUGUUCUAUUUGUUUGGCGGAUUACAAAGCGGCGGAUGUCAUCCGGUUACUACCGGAAUGUGGUCACUUGUUUCAUCGCAAGUGUAUAGACACGUGGUUAAAGGCUCAUCCUACUUGUCCGGUGUGUCGGAACUCGCCGUUGCUGAGCCGGCUGGCCGGGAUGGUCCCACUUCCGAUUCAACGGAGUUGAGUAAUGAUCACACAAAUCCAAUGCAAUCUGUGUAAGUGGGUGAAUUAAUGUUGUAAUAAUGUUUCGAACAUGAAUC